ACGCUGUAAUUUUUUCAACCUUCUCGUAAAAAGUUAAAAGUAUCACAAAGAACAGAACUUAUCAAAAUAUCGAGUGAAAAACGCCUUUUUUUUCCAUUUUUUUGUAAUGUUUAUAAUUUUUUAAGAGAAGAUCGUAGAAAAUGCAUUGAUCUCUCAUUUUAUUCUCUUUAAAAUGACAUUGUUAAAAAAUAGCUCUCGAGAAUUGAAAACUAUCGUAUUCAGUUUUUUCAAAAUAAAUCUUGCUAUACAAUGUAUUAAAUAGAUUAAGCUAAUAUUUUUUUCAUAUAUAAAUAUGAUAGAUAUUUUAAAAUUAUUUAGAUCGGUUCAAGAAAAUGGUCUCGUGAAUCUAUUCGUCUUCCAACAUUAUCAUUAACUCAUCCAAUAGUAUUAAUGCGUCAUCAAUUAGAAAGUUUAUCAUCAAUAUUUGAAUGUUUAUCAUUAUCAUGGCCAAUACUUCUUGUUGGUCCAUCAUCACGUUCAUCAAAAUCUACAUUAAUUCAUAUAUUAUCAUGUUUAUGUGGUCAUUCUUGUCAAACAUUUGAAUUAAAUUCUUCAAUUGAUACAAAUGAAUUAUUAGGAAAUUAUGAACAAUUUAAUUUUCAACAAUAUGCUAAAUAUCAUUUAAAUAUAUUAAAAAAUGAAUAUAUUAAAAAUAAUGAAAUAAAUAUAUUAAAUGAAUUAAAUAAUGAAAAUAAAAUAAUAACAAUUGAUUAUUUAAAUGAAUUAAAAAAAUAUUUUCCAUUAAAUGAAAUUGAAAAAUUAAUAUUAAAAUAUAGUCAAGAACAACAUUUUGUUUGGAUUGAAUCAAUAUUAAUACGUUCAAUGCGUCAAGGAGAUUGGUUAAUUCUUGAAAAUGUUAAUACAUGUUCAUUAAGUGUUUUAGAUCGUUUAAAUUCUUUAUUAGAACCAAAUGGACAAUUAAUAUUAAAUGAAGGUGGUGGACAAGGUUCAAUUAUUAAACCACAUGAAAAUUUUCGACUUAUUUUAACAAUGGAUCCUAAACAAGGUAAUGGAGAAAUAUCAAGAGCUAUGAAAAAUCGUUGUUGUGAAAUUUAUAUUGAUGAUCAACAAGAAUAUAAUUAUUAUGAUUUGAAAGAAUUAAUACAAGCUUGUCAAAUUUAUCAAACGAAACAACAAGAAGAUUUUAUUCAAAUUCAUCAAAUACUUUGUCAAAAAGUAUCAACAUUUGGUUUUCAUAAUUUAAUUCGAUCAUGUUUAUUAUAUAAUGAAUUAUUUCAUUCACCAAAUGAAUUAUUUCGUCUAGCAAUAAAAACAGCCUAUCGUACAUUAAAUACUCGUUUAAAUAAUGAAAUUGAUUUAUUAAUUGAUGAAUUUACUUCAAAUUCUAUAAAAUCAAAUUUUAUUGUAUCACCAACAUAUAUAAGUGAAUUAUGUUUACAACCUGAAUUAAUUAUUUCAAAUAAAAAAAAUACACCACUUUGGUAUUGUUCAUUAAAAACUGAACAAAGAAAAUUUCAUUUAUUAUUUUAUCGUUUUAUCGAAAAUAUAUCAUCACCAUCAAUUGAAUAUGAUUUAUUUUGUUUUAAACAUCCUCAAGAAAUAUUUCUAAUUAAUAUUAUUAAAGAAAUAAAUAAUAAUCAAAAUAAUUUAUUAGUACGAAUAUUAAUUGAACAUGAUUUUAUUUAUAAACAAUUAAAAAAAACUGUUAAAACAAAAUUUAAUGAUGAAGAUUUAUUUUUUGAAAAUAGUGAUGGACAAUUUUGGUUAUUAAUGAAACAAUAUUUUAUUCAAGCUUUAUCUUCGUAA
This is a messenger RNA of Rotaria sp. Silwood2, 1767 nucleotides long. NCBI's taxonomy places the organism in Eukaryota, Metazoa, Rotifera, Eurotatoria, Philodinida, Philodinidae. The record is from the annotation of a GenBank genome assembly.